ACUUAAUUAAGUACAAAAUAAACAAAAACAGCAUCCAAACAAAUAUCCAAGCCCAGCCCUGUCUGGACAAAAUCAUCUGCAUCUCCCCUUCAUAACAAUUUUCGUCAUAAUUCUUGCAAAUCACAUCCCUUUUAUGUAUUCUGCUGAAACUCUUCCACUUUCAAUUCAUCCAUAAACCCUAGCUAAUUUGGAUAUUAUUUAUUUUUUCUUGUCCAAUAAAUUCUUCUUCUUCGUCAAAGAGAUGAUCUUUUCCCGUAUAAGCCGCUCUUUAUCACGUUCCUCCCGUUCAAGAAAUGUGAUCAAUGGUGUUUGUAAUAGGAGGUUAAAGGAGUUUCUUGUAGCUCCUAGUGUAAAUACAAGUAAUAAUGAGGUUAUGAAUUUGGGGUUCUUGAGGGGUUAUUUAUCUACAAUAAAGGCGAAUCAAGAUCUAAAUUACGCGUUGAGAAACCCCAGAUUGCACAGAUUUUAUUCCAGUGAAGCACCCAAGAAAAAGAAUUAUGAGAACUUUCAUCCGAAACAAAGGAAGGAAGUCCCGGAGCAAAAUGAGCAGAAAUCUCAAUCUAAAGCCUUGGUGGACAGAGUUACUUGGUAUCUGUUGAUGGUGGGAGGUGAUGGGUAUCCCGUGGAAUUAGUCGAGGGACAAGCUGCAAGAAGCAUUUCUGUGGAUGUAUCUAGCAGUGAAUGGAUGUAUCUAGCACAUGCAACAUUUCUUGAAGGGUACUAUUUGCAUGUGUACAUGAUAGAUGAACCAUCAUGUCUGACAGAGGGGCGUGAUAUUUCAAUGAUGGCGCUUAGAUCUUUCAGUAAUAUGGCUGAGUUGAGGAAGCUAGUGGUAACAAUAAAAAGCAAGUUAACAGAUGUAAUAGGUGUGGAUGCUGGUGACACUGUGUGGCAGGAACAGAAGCCUCAGACAGAGAUAGAUGGAGGAUUGUCCCAGCUUGCAUUUGGUGGACAAUAUGGAAAGAGAGAGAAAUUCACGCAUUUACAGAUUAGUUUCCAAGAGUUCAAGAAUAAGCUGCUUGAACCAGGCCUAGUGGAUCAUAUCGUCAUUUCUAAUGGAUCAGUUGCAAAAGUGUAUGUCAGAAUCUCACCACGUAAUCCAAGUACAGGUGAUGCAUUUGAAGAACAAGAUGGUGAAAGGCCUAUUAGGGAUGAGCAUGCUGGGAAAAGCACAAGCAAGUAUAAGUACUAUUUUAAUAUUGGAAGUGUUGAUUCUUUUGAGGAGAAGUUGGAGGAAGCCCAAGAAGCGCUAGGAAUUGAUUCCCAUGAUUUUAUUCCUGUUAAAUAUGUUUCUGAAAUGGUAUGGUUUCAUGAACUUAUGAGAUUUGCACCAACAUUGUUGCUACUGGGAUCACUGAUGUUUAUGGGCCGGAGAAUGCAAGGUGGCCUUGGUGUUGGAGGCGGAGGUGGAUCAGGUGCCCGUGGAAUAUUCAAUAUAGGCAAAGCACCUGUUACAAAAGUGGAUAAGAACGCAAAGAACAAGGUUUAUUUCAAAGAUGUUGCUGGCUGUGAUGAAGCAAAACAGGAAAUUAUGGAGUUUGUGCACUUCCUCAAGAAUCCCAAAAAAUAUGAAGAUCUGGGAGCCAAAAUUCCAAAAGGUGCUCUCUUGGUAGGCCCUCCUGGAACGGGAAAAACACUCUUGGCAAAAGCUACUGCUGGUGAGUCUGGUGUGCCUUUUCUAUCGAUAUCUGGGUCCGAUUUUAUGGAGAUGUUUGUUGGUGUUGGCCCUUCAAGAGUUAGAAACUUGUUUCAAGAGGCAAGGCAGUCUGCCCCUAGCAUCAUAUUUAUUGAUGAGAUUGAUGCCAUUGGUCGGGCAAGGGGACGUGGGGGUUUCUCAGGAGGUAAUGAUGAGCGUGAAAGCACACUUAAUCAGUUGCUGGUAGAGAUGGAUGGUUUUGGAACAACUUCUGGAGUGGUUGUUCUGGCUGGUACAAAUAGACCAGAUAUUUUGGACAAAGCCUUACUAAGGCCUGGACGGUUCGACCGACAAAUUAGCAUAGAUAAUCCUGAUAUCAGAGGCCGUGAACAGAUAUUCCAGAUCUACUUGAAAAAAAUCAAGCUGGAUCAGGAACCAUCAUUUUACUCUCAAAGACUUGCAGCCCUUACUCCAGGAUUUGCUGGAGCAGAUAUUGCUAAUGUUUGCAAUGAAGCUGCAUUAAUUGCCGCGAGACAUGAGGAGACUCUAGUGAAGAUGCAACAUUUUGAUGCCGCUAUAGAUAGAAUCAUUGGUGGACUCGAGAAGAAAAAUAAGGUAAUUAGCCAACUUGAACGACGGACAGUAGCUUACCAUGAAUCAGGUCAUGCUGUUGCUGGGUGGUUCUUAGAACAUGCAGAACCAUUGUUGAAGGUGACAAUUGUUCCCCGUGGUACUGCAGCCCUUGGCUUUGCUCAGUACGUUCCUAAUGAGAAUCUUCUCAUGACAAAGGAGCAGCUCUUCGAUAUGACUUGUAUGACACUAGGUGGUCGGGCAGCAGAACAGGUUUUAUUGGGUAGGAUUUCAACAGGAGCUCAGAAUGACUUGGAGAAGGUUACAAAAAUGACAUACGCCCAGGUUGCAGUUUACGGUUUCAGUGAGAAAGUUGGCCUUCUUUCGUUUCCUCAGAGGGAUGAUGGAUUUGAAAUGUCCAAGCCCUACAGCAACAAGACGGCUGGAAUUAUUGACAGUGAAGUAAGGGAAUGGGUAGGCAAAGCAUAUGAAAAGACGGUCCAAGUAAUAGAGGAACACAGGGAACAAGUGGCUCAGAUUGCUGAGCUACUGCUUGAGAAGGAAGUACUUCACCAAGACGACUUAGUCCAAGUGCUUGGUGAAAGGCCUUUCAAAGCAAGUGAAAUGACUAAUUAUGAUAGGUUCAAGCAAGGGUUCCAAGAGGAAGCUGAGAGGAUUGUGGAAAAUAAAACCGCAGAUGACGAUGGUUCAUCUACCCUUGAACCAGAUGUUGUCCCUGCAUAACUUAAAAUGAGACCUGUACAAUGAACAUACUCAUAAGAGCCGACCCUCGGGUUCCAUGACAUCCCUGCAGACACUCUGGCAGACUGGUCAAUCAAUUAUUCUGCUCUCUGAUGCAGAACAUGCUGCUGCUACUAAAAUAAUUCAGGAGAGGUAUUGAAGCUAUCAAGAGCUGGAAAACGCGAUAUUUCAGGCCUCCAUUUUAACAAGGCCUUUUACACGAAAAAAAUGGCAAAUGUAUAUUGAUUGUUGAUGCACUUGAUUUCGUGUACAUCUACUAAAGGUAAGUUAUAUUGUAUUUGCCUUUUCUUUUCCUUCCAUUUUUAGUGAAUAAUUUUCGGGUUGUUUUGAGAAUCUAAAGGCAAAUCUUGACAUUACUAUGAUGA
This is a messenger RNA of Lycium ferocissimum, 3333 nucleotides long. Its product is annotated as ATP-dependent zinc metalloprotease FTSH 10, mitochondrial-like. Gene Ontology annotation, molecular function: metalloendopeptidase activity; zinc ion binding; ATP binding. Gene Ontology annotation, biological process: protein-containing complex assembly; mitochondrial protein processing. The record is from RefSeq and is a predicted model, not a curated record. Gene Ontology annotation, cellular component: m-AAA complex; chloroplast thylakoid membrane. The transcript is spliced from 12 exons. Bases 242 to 2950 code for a protein of 902 amino acids. NCBI's taxonomy places the organism in Eukaryota, Viridiplantae, Streptophyta, Magnoliopsida, Solanales, Solanaceae.